This is a messenger RNA of Thermothelomyces thermophilus ATCC 42464, 1691 nucleotides long. RefSeq lists its product as uncharacterized. The transcript has 4 exons. Bases 65 to 1375 code for a protein of 436 amino acids. Gene Ontology annotation, molecular function: transmembrane transporter activity. Gene Ontology annotation, biological process: transmembrane transport. Lineage: Eukaryota; Fungi; Ascomycota; Sordariomycetes; Sordariales; Chaetomiaceae. The record is from RefSeq and is a predicted model, not a curated record. Gene Ontology annotation, cellular component: membrane.
CCAACUCAUCAACCAAGAGGACGUGGCUCGCUGACAUGACGGUGACGGGCGUUGAUGCCAAGAUAUGCUCGCCUUCCUCGACCGAGGAAACAUCGGCAAUGCCAGGAUCGCGGGCAUGGCGAAGGAUCUCGCCCUGGACACAAACCGCUACAACUGGCUGCUCAACAUGUUCUACAUUACAUAUGUCAUCGCCGAGUUUAGCGUCUUACUGUGGAAGGUCUUCCCGCCGCACAUCGUCGGAAGCCUUGUUGUUUUCAGCUGGGGACUGAUUGCCACGGUGCAAGCCGGUGUGCAGAGCUGGGGGGGCGAGAUGGCUCUGCGGUUUCUUCUCGGCGCCUUCGAGGCGGCCUACGGACCGGGCAUUAUCUAUCUCCUGUCCUUCUUCUACCUCCGGCACGAGAUUGGUUUCCGAUGCGGCAUCUUCGCCUCAGCGGCUCCCUUGGCGUCGACCUUUGCCGGCGCUCUCGCCUACGGCAUCACCAGCGGCCACUCGAAGCUCGCCAACUGGCGCCUGCUCUUUCUCGUCGAGGGCCUGCCCACCGUUCUCAUGUCCGUCAUUGCGUUCUUCUUCAUCCCGGACUCCCCCGAGAAGGCCCGGUUCGUCACGACUGAGGAGAGAGCCAUCGUUCGGUCUCGGACCGUGCGCCAAGUCGGCAGCGUUUCCAGCGAGAGGAUCGGGGGGGUGAAGCUCAAGGACGUCCUCUCCAUCUUCAUCGACCCCAAGGCCUGGAUGUGUGCUCUCAUGUACUUCUGCGGCAACGUCAGCUACUCCAGCCUUCCCGUCUUCCUGCCCACUAUCCUUGAAGACAUGGGCUACACCGCCAUCAACGCACAGGGCCUGUCUGCACCUCCAUCCUUUGCCGCCUUCCUGUUUGCCCUGAUUACCACGUGGAUUGCCGACAAGACGCAGCAGCGAUGCUUUGUGCUCUUUGUUACCUCUGCCAUCGGCGGAGUGGGAUAUAUCAUCCUUGCCACGGUCGAAACAGUCGGGGUCCGCUACUUCGCUACCUUCCUGGCCUCUGCCGGUGUCUUCUCGACCAUUCCCAACAUCUUGGCUCUUACCUUGAACAACCAGGGCAAUGACACACGACGCGGCAUGUCAAUUGUCCUCAUCAAUCUUAUCGGCCAGUGCGGCCCGUUCCUGGGAACCAACGUCUUUCCCUUGGAAGAGAGGCCAAGGUAUAUCAAGGGCAUGAGCAUCUGCGCCUCCUUCAUGUUCUUCUCGGCCAUUCUCGCCCUUUCCCAGCGCGUCUUACUCAUGUGGGAGAACCGUAAGCUCGACCGCAAGUAUGGCCCUGUAAAGAAGGAAACGGAGGGCAAGUCGGAGAGUGUGGCCGUGGAGAACUAUGGACCGAACUUCCGAUAUGUUCUCUGAUACCUCAACCCGACGUUCUCGAACGAGAUAAUUUAGGGGAGGACAGAAUAGGAAGCUUGCGCCGGGUGUAGCCGGAUGCCGAAUCCGAGUCGGUUUGGCUAGCGUACAGUACAUACGCUUAUAAAUGUGCGCAUAUAGAGGGGAAGACGGAGCAUGUCGAACCAAAAAGAAAAAUGGUUGUAGCGAUCUAGAGGCGAUGGAUAAAAGGAGCUUGACCAUGGCCUUGAAUCGGCCGAUGAGCUUCGGAGUAUUUCUCGUCGAGCUGGGCUGGUGUACUAUCACCUCAUGGUCUUUAAUGCUAAUAUUAUCGCCAUAG